GACAAUAAGAAGAGAGCCUCUUCCGGCCGAGGAAACAUGGCGGAGCCCAAUGUAGGGAUCACAUUUGGGGUAGGGCCGUAGCCCCGUACAGCACUUCCGUUCACGUCCCUGGUGCAGUAUGGAGUGGUAUGGCUGACGGGGAACAUGGGGUCGUCGGGCGUGGCGCGGCUGCAGGGGCUCUUUGCGGUCUAUAAGCCGCCGGGGCUGAAGUGGCUGCACCUGCGGGAGACUGUAGAGCUCCAGCUGCUGAAAGGUCUCAAUGCUGGGAAGCCUCGCGCUCCUGAACAGCGUGUUCGGUUCUUGCUGGGCCCUGUGGAAGGCAGUGAAGAGAAAAAGUUGACUCUCACAGCAACGAGUGUGCCCACCCUGACCACCCACAGGCUGAUGCGUGGCCCAGCAUUCACCAGCUUGAAGAUUGGUGUGGGACAUCGGCUGGACGUCCAGGCUUCCGGGGUGCUUGUGCUCGGCGUGGGACAUGGAUGCAGACUCCUUACCUACAUGUACCAUGCCCACCUCACCAAGGAUUACACAGUGCGUGGCCUGCUGGGCAAAGCCACAGAUGACUUCUGUGAAGACGGGAGGCUGGUUGAGAAGACAAUAUACGGUCAUGUAACCAGAGAGAAGCUGGACCGGAUCCUGGCUGUGAUCCAAGGCUCCCACCAGAAGGCCCUGGUGACGUACUCCAACCUGGAUCUGAAGUCCCAGGAGGCAUAUGAGAUGGCUGUGCAAGGCACGAUCCGGCCCAUGAACAAGUCUCCAAUGCUCAUCACUGGCAUCCGCUGCCUGUACUUUGCACCUCCGGAGUUCCUCAUAGAGGUGCAGUGUAUGCAUGAGACACAGCAGCAGCUGAGGAAGCUGGUGCAUGAAAUUGGCCUGGAGCUGAAGACCACCGCUGUCUGCAUGCAAGUACGGCGCACGCGUGACGGGCUCUUCACUCUGGACGAUGCCCUCCUAAGGACCCAGUGGAACCUGCACAGCAUUCAGGAUGCCAUUCAGACUGCGGCUCCCCGGGUGGCAGCAGAGCUGGAAAGGAACUUGAGGCGCCAGGAGUACAUAGCAGACCAGACUGCCAAAACCCAAGUAAGGGAGAGGGAAGGUACCCAUCGUACCCAACAGAGCCACAAAACUGAUUCCUUGAAUAGAGGUCCGAAGACAAAGAAGGACCAAGCCGAGAAAUGCAGGAGAGGUGACUGACUCCUCAGGGGAAGGUUGAACUAUCUGUUGAGUGGCUUUAUCACCUGUGAGUGAGGCUCAGCGAGGCCUUUGUAACCUGGGCAGCUUUUGGCUAUUUUCACACAGUCAAACAGUCUUGGCUUGACUCAGAAGCCAGGAGUCCCUCGGACCUUUCUCAGAUUCUGUGCAUUUGAGCGAAGGUCACUGCAGCACCAGAACCAACCUAUUGUUUGUUCCUUCAGAACACUGGAUGCUUUGGGCUUCCUGCUAGGACUCGCAGAGACUUGUAAGGAGGUAGAAGUUGGGUGUCCACACUGCUUUCCUGAAGUGCUGGACUGUUGCAGUUUGUCAGCUGUCCUCAGCAGGCAAAGGCUGGGCUGAUCUAGCAGUCAGUGGGCCAGGUGACUUAAAGAGUAAGCGACGACACUGUUAUUAAUGGAGCUAGCUUUCAUUAACCCAGGGCUUCUGCUGGGUGCUAAUUGUCUUUGUGUAUUGCAUUCGUUAUUCUAUCACCUCGAGCAGAGGAUGUGUUUUACCUUCGUUUAACCUGAACACCUCCUACACGUGCCCCAGAGGAGAGCACAAUGCCAAAGAUUUGCUGCUGCUUGUUUUUGUUGCUUUGCUGACGUCCCCUCCCCUUAGAAUGUAAACUUCACAAGGGCAGGAACAUUGGUCCGUUUUGCUCAGUAUUUCAUCCCUGAAGUUAGAGCCUAAAAAACACUUGGCUAAGGGCUGGAGAGAUGCUCAGCAGCUAAGGGCUGGAGAGAUGCUCAGCAGGUAAGAGUACUUCUUGCUUUUCCAGAGGACCCAAGUUUGGUUCCCAGCACUCAGGUAGGAUGGCUCAAAACUGCCCGUAACUCCAGCUUCAGGGGAAUCUGAUGCAUCUAUUCUCUUUGGGUACCUGAACUCGUGUACAUACCCACGUACAGAGACACAUACAUACAAUUAAAAAAAAAUCUUGGCUUGGGCUAGAGAAAUGACUUAGUGGUUAAGAGCACUGGCUGCUCUUGUAGAGGACCUGGGUUUGGUUCCCAG
Messenger RNA from Nannospalax galili (Upper Galilee mountains blind mole rat), 2208 nucleotides. RefSeq names its product TruB pseudouridine synthase family member 2 (gene Trub2). Gene Ontology annotation, molecular function: pseudouridine synthase activity; RNA binding. The transcript has 9 exons. Bases 145 to 1194 code for a protein of 349 amino acids. Lineage: Eukaryota; Metazoa; Chordata; Mammalia; Rodentia; Spalacidae. Gene Ontology annotation, biological process: RNA processing; pseudouridine synthesis. The record is from RefSeq and is a predicted model, not a curated record.